Molecule: messenger RNA, 3691 nt
Organism: Ciona intestinalis (vase tunicate)
Lineage: Eukaryota; Metazoa; Chordata; Ascidiacea; Phlebobranchia; Cionidae
Source: RefSeq, a predicted model, not a curated record
AAAUAUAACAUUAUUAGGACUAAGCUAAGGGGUAAAAACAGAUUUUGUGAGACUGGAUGAAUAUAUUUGUUGUUUGUAACAAAACGUCAUAGUAAACGUAAUAAUCAAAUGCACUAUCAUGUAUUAUGACGUAAAUAUAUUCAAAUCGGAGACCUGGAUUUGCCUAAGAAAAUCUUUUAAGAAAAUAUUGUAUUUAGGAUUCAGUUUAAGGUUUGCAUUUUUUUCGAAAAUGGACACCGCUUCGAAAGCUCCGCUGUCAUCUAUUGAAGAAGACGAGUUGCACGAUAUGUUUGCAACCGACGCCCCGACUACCAAAGUUGGAGCCAGAAAAACAACGAAGAAAAGUGGGCUUUCGGCAUCACUUUCGAGGCAGUCGCUUGCUUCGAGAGGAAAGUCUCGGAUGCGACUGCCCUCGGAUAGAGGGGGAAAUACGGAAGAAAAUUUAGGAGGAUUAAAAUUAAUGCUGAAGAAAACAGAAUCUAUAACACAACAAGAGACGCACAGGCCAUUGACUUCGGAAAAGUCUAAACUUCCUCCCAUCGGACAUAAAUAUGUGGUUGGAGAUCAAGAUCUUUCGAUAUCUGGUGUACAUGACGAUAGCUCGACUGUGCACAGGGUACGCCCAUCAAGCCAGAGAGGUGGACCUCAUUUGGUAUUCGACCAAGAUAAAUGUUCAUUCGUUGUAACCGUCGACCCGGAUGAUGCAGCAUUAUCUACAGAUAUCGCAGAACUACUGAAAAUUCAUUCGCUGGGAAUCCCAAUAGAAAUUUCAUUCUACCCAAGCGAUUACCGUAAAGGCACAACGCCCGGUGUUCGAGGUGUCUUUCACUGCAGUCAUUGCCUGGCACACUGGCAAAGAACAGGGGUGCUGCGACCGUCCUGCCAUAAGCCAGCAGAUUUAACGAGAGGCCCAAUGAUUGAGAUGAAUACGAGUGAUGCAGCAAAGUUUCUUCAGUCGCUUAAAUAUAAGAAGAAGUUCUUGUCGAACGAAGAGCUAGAGAAAAUUCUGCCACUGCUCGGUAAAGCGAAAAGCGACGAAGAGAGACGACGUAUAUUAAAAUCACUGUAUGAAAAAACGGACCACGAGAGUAAUGAGGACGGCGGCGGCAAAGAGAAUAAGAAUAGUAAGACGAGUGAGCAAAAGAAAAAACGUAGUAAACAACUAACCGCACGGGUCUGCCAAUCGAUGAGGCAAAGGAUCUUCAAUUCAGGAAAAACUGACAAGACCUCCACGCGCGAAACUAACGUGGAAAGGGAGAGUGACAGUGCCCAAUCUGGACAAAGCCAACUGCAGAACAAUAUAAACGGUUCUGUGGCUGCAAGGGACGAUGGACAGGGGUUAAUUUCUAGUUUAGAUACACAUUCUACAGUGCAGAAUCAGGAGUCUGCGGAACAGUAUAACCGCGACGUUGAUAAUACCAUCAAAUCAGUUGGUCUAAAAAACAAGGAUGGCUCAUUUUAUCCGGGAUUUUUCUCCAAAGUUGAGAAAGAAAUAUCUGAUGGGGAUAAUGCAGAUGGCGGAACUCCGUUUCUCGCAGAAGGACGAAUAGAUGACGAUGGAUGCUACCAUGAAUUAAGCGAACGGGAGUUAAAGGAACAAAACUUGCCGACUUUAGAAGAAAUUGCUCGAAAACAGGAGCAUACUGCUUCAGAAUCUACCAAUCAAGAAGAAUCCACCACCAGUCGACAUGAAAAUACGUCGGUUGACGUUUCUGAACGAUUUAAGCUUGCGUUUCAAGAUGGACCAGAGUUAAAUUUAAAGGAGGCCAUGGGCAGUGGUAUAUGGCACACGCAACAAGGGAACGAGUAUUAUCUUCCCGGAGUUUUCAACGAAGACGGUCAGUUCAUGGCUUCAUCCGCUAUUACUAUUGAUGGGCAUGUAGUACCUGGAGCGCGGAAUACCAAAGGGAUGUUCGUUCCAUUUGGAAGUUACGAUGAAAACGGGGAUUUCAUUGAACAAGAUCCUGACCCUGAUUUGUCGCCGGAACUGCUGGAGGUUGCUAGGAAGAUGAAGAGAUCAACUGUGUGUCCGGAUGCGGAUCGUAUAGAUGCGAAUGAGUGGAAAUGUGUCAAAGAAGGAGUGACGGUGGAGGACCCGCGUCAAAUCACGGUUUACUCGACUCCGGGGCAGGACGAGACUUCGCAAGACGCCGAUGACGAAUACAGUGUGUUCGUGGGAGGUGAAAUCGGACCAGAUGGAAACUUUUAUCCUUAUGGAAGAUAUGACGAAGCUGGGAAUUUUAUACCAGGGAGUGAACCGAUUUCGCAUACUGGCAAAGUGAAGCAACUAUCCGAUACUCAGCGUGAUACGGACAACUCGGACGAUUUCUUAAGCAAUCUUGGGAUACAGAUUCGUGAGAAAACCGACGUAGAAAUUUCACAUCCUGCUAACAAUGACCAGAAAGGGAAUGUGGAAGCAUUUAAGCGAACGUCUUCGGUGAUAGAAGCAACCAAAUCUGAUAUGGAUCACAAGGAGCGAAGCACGGAAAGAGAAUUUAGUGAGAAUGGCUCCAGUCUCCAAGAAAGUAAAUCAACCGGGUCAGUCGGAAAAGGCAGGAAAUUAAAAACUCGGGGAUCAGAAAGAAGCAAUUCUCGUCAGCUUAACACCUCGUCCUCGAGGAGUCUGAGAUCGCAGAAUUCGUCUCGUAUUUACAACAGAAACUCAGGCGAAUUAUGCAGAACACCAAGUGUAGCGUUCAUUCAAGAAAAAAGUUUGGAAGAACUGGACAAAACAACUUCCGCUUUAAAACGUCCACCAAGCGCUGCCAGCAAGAACAAAGAGGCCCUUAAUCCUUUAGUUAAAAAUCGAACGGGAAAACCAAACACAAGGGCAGGGUCUCUCGCUGAGAACUUAAUAGGUACGCCAGGAGACAGCGAAACCUCGCAACUAAUAGCAGGCUCCCAAACUGCCUUUCUUCGGGAACAAACGACCAGACCACAGGUUUCAGAUCCUACAAAAAGCAAAGACGCGAUUGGAACUCGGACAAGUUCAUACGGGAACAAUCCUUUGACUGACCGGAACAAAGUAUCCCGAUCGAGCAUGGAUAAAACUCGUAGCGUGGAAACUGUAACUAGAAGAGUGAGCCAACUUUCAACAUCGGAUAGAAAAAAUAUUAUCACUCCAGAUAGGAGGAGAAGUUCUCAAUUAAACAUGGAUGGGCCAAAGAUGAACACCCCUGCUACGGUAGCGAGACAACGUGAAAUUGAGAAAAAGACUCGCAAAGAGAAAGCAGAAGUAAAGGCCAAAUAUCAAAACGCAGCACAUCACAGUGCAUUAAGUAGCGGCGGUGCUGAACAAGACCAGGCAAGUUUAUUAAAUUUACAACUAAGGGAAAACUACGCCACACGCAAUGCUACUACACACUUUUAAUACGUUAGGCUAUGUAAGAGGGUACAAAGCCUUGAUUUUGCAAACAUAAAAGCGGGAAAUAUCUCAUCGCUGUCUACUUCCUAAAACUCCUUACCUCAAAGCUCUUUACCUUGUAGGCCUACUCUUCACUUCAGGUGUAAGUUUCUGUUUAAAAUGGCCGAUAGUUUAAAAGUCUGUAGGCUAUUAUAUUGGCUACAUUAUAACUGGACUUGAAAUUUAAACACAACAUAAAAACUCAAACAAUCUUUAUAUUCUAUCUCCGUACACAUUACUCAAUUAAUUUAAUACAGCUGGCCCUCGGCGGCACUAAAACUACGAGCA